Molecule: messenger RNA, 716 nt
Organism: Branchiostoma floridae (Florida lancelet)
Lineage: Eukaryota; Metazoa; Chordata; Leptocardii; Amphioxiformes; Branchiostomatidae
Product: U11/U12 small nuclear ribonucleoprotein 25 kDa protein-like
Exons: 2
Coding region: 30-644 (204 amino acids)
Biological process (GO): mRNA splicing, via spliceosome
Cellular component (GO): U12-type spliceosomal complex
Source: RefSeq, a predicted model, not a curated record
GAUCAAGUGACUUCUCAACAAGCCCUACGAUGGACUACCAUAGCAACCUCUCACACGAGGGGCCCUCAGAAUCAGAUCCUGCUGAACAGAAUGCAGACUUUCCCCACACCUACAUAGAAGACACCAACAUUCCCUCAAGCUCACAACACAACACUGAAGAAUAUGAGUUCUCGAAUCAAGUCAGGCAAGAAGACGUUAUCUUUGAAGACACUUCGUUGUCGCAUAACGAGGUGAUGGACAUCGUACGCGAGGGGGUUGCGGAACUCGUGAAGGACUCCCUGUUGUCUGACCUCCCAGCGGGGGUCACGCUAGACGAGGUGAAGUCGCAGAUCGCGCUGGAGUACGGCCAGGCGAUGAAGGUUAUCGUACGGAAGGAGUGCGGUGGCAUCAUGCCUAUUGUGGUUCCACAGGAUGCUACAGUGGUGGACUUAAAACAUGCCAUCAGCAGGUAUGUGACACUGAAGCAGACUAGAGAGGGUGGCACCACCAAAAUCAGCUGGCGCUACGUCUGGAGAACCUACUGGCUCACUUUCGACGGCGAGAAACUCUCGCAAAACAACAAGAAACUUAAGGACUACGGCAUCAGGAACAGGGCAGAGCUACGCUUUAUAAAAAGGCUCAGAAGUAAAGUGGAAGGGGUUUAAAAAGGACUGAUGUAUAUAUUGUAGCAUAAAAGACUGUGCAUUUUGUGCAAUAUUAAAUUUUGGUUCAUGAGA